This is a messenger RNA of Exophiala xenobiotica, 589 nucleotides long. RefSeq lists its product as uncharacterized. The record is from RefSeq and is a predicted model, not a curated record. The coding region runs from base 76 to 405 and encodes 109 amino acids. NCBI's taxonomy places the organism in Eukaryota, Fungi, Ascomycota, Eurotiomycetes, Chaetothyriales, Herpotrichiellaceae. The transcript has 4 exons.
CUUCUACAUCAUUGAACCUCUGCAGAUAUCAAUUGAGCACUUUUGCCAACUCUCCACUCCUUCGACGCCAACACGAUGAACACGGCAAGACUCAUGAGGCUACAGCCUCUUCGGGCAGCUGCCUUCAAGCAGCCGGCUUUCCGACAGCCAGCUCUGCGCCAGACCCCUCUCAGACAAGCCAGACCCUUCCACAACUCCAGGGCGAUGUUUAGAACAAAGGAGGAUGACCAAAGCGCACACACCAUCACCCAAAGACUUCGCAGUCUCAAGAGGAUUCCUCCGGAAUUGAUCCCUCUUGGUGUUGUCAUCCUCUUCGCUGUCUUCGCUGCUGUCUUCGCCAUGACCAGAAAGCUCAUGACAGACAAAACCCUGCGGUUGCACAAGUCUUCUCCCAAACAACAUUGAGGAAGACAAGCCAAAAGCGAGAACGACGAGUCCUGUACUAAGUGAAGAGAGAGACAAGAGCAUCAACAUUGCCGAAUAUGACGAGGUCCAUACCGUAUGGAAGUGUAUAUAUCGAAUCAGAAUGCCAACGGUGAUCUCCUUGAGACAUGUAUUUGCUCAAUCCGGUCCCUGGUGUUUCCUCUCA